GAGCGCCCUCAAAGUGCAGGCGUUAGUUUAAUUUGAGGAUGGAGCCCGCGGAGGUGUUGGUGUUCGCCUCGGUGCUGGUCAUCAUCGUGGUGUCGCUGCUGUCCAACGUCCUGGUGCUGAUCUGCUUCGUGUACAGCCCCGAGAUUCGCAAGCAGGCUCCGGGGCUCUUCAACCUCAACCUGACCUUCUGCAACCUGUUGCUCACGGUGGCCAACAUGCCGCUGACGCUGGCCGCCCUGGCGAGCCGCGCUCAGCCGGGCGGCGACGCCUUAUGCCAGGCGGCCGGCUUCCUGGAGACCUUCCUGUCCACCAACUCCAUGCUGAGCAUGGCGGCGCUCAGCAUUGACCGCUGGGUCGCGGUGGUCUUCCCGCUGCGCUACCACUCCAAGAUGCGCCACCGGGACGCCGCCUUGGUGCUGGGCUACACCUGGGCGCACUCCAUCGGCUUCUCCAUGGCCGCCACCUGCCUGUCGUGGCUGGGCUACCACCGCCUGUACGCCGCCUGCACCCUGGCGGCGCCGAGGGACCGGGCGAGCGGCCGGACGCAGUUCGUGGUCUUCACGGUCCUCUUCCACUCGUUCACCUUCCUGCUGUCGUUCGUCGUGCUGUGCGUCACUUACCUCAAAGUGCUCAAAGUGGCCCGCUUCCACUGCAGGAGGAUAGACGUCAUCACCAUGCAAACCCUCGUGCUGCUGGUCGACAUCCACCCAAGUGUUCGACAGCGCUGCCUGGAGGAGCAGAGGCGGCGGCGGCAACGAGCCACCAGGAAGAUCAGCACCUUCAUCGGCACCUUCAUGCUCUGCUUCGCUCCCUACGUCAUCACGAGGAUCGUGGAGUUGUUCCCGGCGGUGCCCAUCAGCCCCCACUGGGGUACGGUGUCCAAGUGCUUGGCGUACAGCAAGGCGGCGUGCGACCCCUUCGUGUACUCGCUGCUGCGCCACCAGUACCGCAAGACGUGCGGCGACAUCGUGGACCGGCUGCUCAAACGCAGCCGCUCCUUGAACGAGUCGGGGCGGGGCCUCGGGGGCCGAGGCGGCGCUUUGCCCAGGGCGGAGUGA
Messenger RNA from Phycodurus eques (leafy seadragon), 1058 nucleotides. Its product is annotated as G-protein coupled receptor 26-like. The transcript is spliced from 3 exons. The record is from RefSeq and is a predicted model, not a curated record. Bases 39 to 1058 code for a protein of 339 amino acids. Gene Ontology annotation, biological process: adenylate cyclase-activating G protein-coupled receptor signaling pathway. Gene Ontology annotation, cellular component: membrane. Gene Ontology annotation, molecular function: G protein-coupled receptor activity. Lineage: Eukaryota; Metazoa; Chordata; Actinopteri; Syngnathiformes; Syngnathidae.